This is a messenger RNA of Alligator sinensis (Chinese alligator), 813 nucleotides long. Its product is annotated as probable hydrolase PNKD. Gene Ontology annotation, cellular component: mitochondrion. Lineage: Eukaryota; Metazoa; Chordata; Crocodylia; Alligatoridae. The record is from RefSeq and is a predicted model, not a curated record. The transcript is spliced from 9 exons. Gene Ontology annotation, molecular function: hydrolase activity. The coding region runs from base 1 to 813 and encodes 270 amino acids.
AUGGAUGACUUAAUCAGCGACGUAAUGAUCGAAGGGAAGCUGGGUGACAGCGACCGCAACCUCAUCACCUUCACCAUCGCCGUGAAGCUGGCAACUGGGAGCAGGCACGGAGCGCACGGCAGGCCCCCCCGGUUUGUGGCGUGUCCAGGACAGGCCGGGUACACCCUCUAUGCCCACACCCGCCUCGGCUACCUCUUCUACAAGCGCCAGGUGCGCAAGGCGCGGGAGCGCUACCCCCACGGCCACUCUGUGCCCCAGCCCGUGGCCUUCCCAGGCGUGAAGAUCCUGCCGGUGCCAGUGCUGGCCAACAACUACAGCUACCUGGUCAUCGACACGGGGUCUCGGCGCGCGGCCGUUGUGGACCCCGCUGACCCUCGCGCCGUGCAGGCUGCCAUCGAGCAGGAGGGAGUGACCCUGGAUGCCAUCCUGUGCACCCACAAGCACUGGGACCACAGCGGGGGCAACGCGGAGCUGUGCCGGCGCCACGGCUCCUGCCGGGUCUAUGGCAGCGCCGCCGACGCCGUGCCCCAGCUCACCCACCCGGUGCUGGACGGGGCACGCAUUGGUGUGGGUGAGCUGCGCUUCACAGCCCGGCACACGCCUGGGCACACGGUGGGACACGUGAUCUAUGUGCUGGAUGGCACCCCCCCUGCUGCUCCCCCCUGCCUCUUCUCCGGGGACCUGCUCUUCCUCUCCGGCUGUGGGCGCAUCUUCGAGGGCACCCCGGAGACUAUGCUGGCAUCGCUGGACACGGCCGCUGCGCUGGGUGAGGACACGCUGCUGUGGCCCGGAUUUUCCCACUGGGGAAACUGA